AUGUGUGCCAAGAAGUCCCAAAAACCUAAGAAAUCAAAUAUGAUUUGUGGAGUUUGUGGCGAUACAGCUAUCGCCCGUAAUUUUGGUGCAAUAGCCUGCGAGCCGUGUAAAGCAUUUUUUAGACGAUAUGCAUUUAAACAAAGGUGGCUCAUUUGUGCCACAUAUGGCAAAUGUAAUAUAACUGUCAACACUAGAAGUUAUUGUAAAAAGUGCAGAAUUGAGAAAUGUUUUUCUAUUGGCAUGAGAAAGGAAAUCAUUAGGACUGAAGAGGAAAGACAGAGCAAAAGACUUUUGAUUGAAGAAAAUCGUCUUAAGAAACAAAAACUUAAUGAAUGUUCAGAUUCUGUGGACUCGACCUUUAAUUCUUACCCGGGAUAUCUAUAA
This is a messenger RNA of Oppiella nova, 384 nucleotides long. Lineage: Eukaryota; Metazoa; Arthropoda; Arachnida; Sarcoptiformes; Oppiidae. The record is from the annotation of a GenBank genome assembly.